AUGCCGAAUACAAAAAGCUACCGUUAUGAGAAUCUUGUCGAGCUUGUCAAGGAUGUCAACAGGUUCCAGAUUAAAGGCACAGAAUGGAAGUUUUGUCUCAAAGAUCCCACGAACCCGACCUCUCCUUGGAAGGCAUUCGGAAUUGUUCUUGAAGAGAAUGUCAAGUGGCUGAAAAAGGCAAACAGUAAAUGGCUCGACUUCGACUGGUUGUCAAAACAGAUCCGGUUGAUCAACCCACCCAUCGACCCAAAAACGGGAAUAAUUCAGCUUAAUUAUGCCUGGAAGGAAAUAGUAGACAAGCUUGACGAGAUUCCAGGCGACAACUUACCUCAGUGGGUGAAGAAGGACACAAAAUGGCUGUAUAACGAUCAGGAAUCAUGGCCUCUGAUCGAGGAACAUGAAAAUUUCAGAAAGCUUUUCAGUGAAGGGAUUUGGUGCGACCUUGUCCCGAUAUUCGGCAUCCUUACGACCGGCGCACAUCUCAACGUCUACAAGAUCACCAAAGAAAAGGGCUUUCAGGUGUGGGUGUCUCAGCGCCCUGACACGCAACCAAACUUCCCCGGACUACUCGAUCAAGCUGCAGCCGGUGGUUUUACACCGAGCCACAAAACGAUCCUUGAGUGCAUCGAGAGGGAGAAGAAACAAGAAUCAAAGGGAUAUCCACGUAACUGGCGUGAGUUAAUGCGCCAGAGCCCAGACAUACCCACCAUUCAAUUCUUCGACGUGCGCGAUGAGAGAUGGGAAAAAGGCUACGCUGGCCUGCCUCAGCCUGGCAUCAGAAAAGCAUACGAUCUAAGGGUUAACGACGAGGAAAUUAACGGGAAGGAAGGCCAAACUAUCAAAUUGAUGAGUAUCGACGAAAUCAGAGAAAGCUUGCUGCAUGGGCGAUGGAAACCGAGUUCCGCGCUAGUUAUGAUCGACUUCAUGAUCCGCCAUGGGCUCAUCGAAAAUGAGAUCGAAAAGGCGGAAAUUCCGAGGCUAUUAAAGCUCGACCUUGAAAGGCGAUUCGGCUUCGACAUCGCCGUCACUGAGCUUUCUGAUUAUGUGCAAUUUCCUCUACAUGGCAACAAGUAG
Messenger RNA from Colletotrichum gloeosporioides, 1074 nucleotides. RefSeq lists its product as uncharacterized. NCBI's taxonomy places the organism in Eukaryota, Fungi, Ascomycota, Sordariomycetes, Glomerellales, Glomerellaceae. The record is from RefSeq and is a predicted model, not a curated record. The transcript has a single exon. The coding region runs from base 1 to 1074 and encodes 357 amino acids.